Pomacea canaliculata is the source of this 2556-nucleotide messenger RNA. RefSeq lists its product as uncharacterized. The coding region runs from base 67 to 1122 and encodes 351 amino acids. NCBI's taxonomy places the organism in Eukaryota, Metazoa, Mollusca, Gastropoda, Architaenioglossa, Ampullariidae. The record is from RefSeq and is a predicted model, not a curated record. The transcript has 2 exons.
GUUUUUAAUUAUAAUAACAAAUUUAAUAAAGCUAUAAAAUUACAGUGUGUACUGGCAAACAAAGCUAUGUUUUCAUUGAUUAAGAAAUGUAGAAAACUAGACUUGCCUUUAGACACUCAAAUUAACCUAUUUGACAGUUGUAUAAAACCUAUCUUGUUGUAUGGAAGUGAAAUUUGGGCUUUUGAAUCUCUUGAUAUGUGUGAUAGGAUGCAACUGAGAUUUUUGAAAAUGUUAUUAAAUGUGAAAAGUAGCACGCCAACAUGUAUGGUGUUGGGUGAAUUGGGCACUUUUCCUGUGUCAAUUUUUGCAAAGUGUAGGUUACUGUGUUUUUGGUAUAGAUUAUACAUGGAACAUAACUCUGGAACCCCUAAACUAUCUGUUCUCUUGUUUCAUCUGUGCAAUUCUCUAGCUGAUAGCCCACUAUGUAAACCUUCCUGGGUUAGCUAUGUACGUUCACUAUUAGAUUCCUUAGGUUUUUCCACUUUUUGGAAAUUUGGCUGUAGUUUUUCUCCCUGUAAUUUUAAAAACAUUGUAAUGCAACGUCUAAAGGAUCAAUUUAUUCAAAAAUGGAAACAAGAAAUAUAUACAAAUGAGAUUUGCACCGCUUACAGAAUGUUUAAAGAAUAUUUCAUUUUCGAGAACUAUUUAAUAGACCUGCCACCAGCUCUGAGAUCAAACUUAAUAAAAUUUAGACUAAGCUGUCAUAAACUCCCUAUUCAGCAAUUAAGAUAUAGCGGUAUACCGAGAUAUUUAAGAACAUGUCCAUUGUGUAAUCUAGAUGAGGUAGGCGAUGAAUUUCAUUAUUUGUUUGUGUGUACCCACCAUUUCUUGGUUGCCUCGCGGAGAACGCUACUUCCGGUGUGUUUUGUAUAUCAUCCGAGUGAAUUUGGGUUUCAGCAGCUGAUGAGUGUUGGUUCCAGGUGUGUGCUUGCUGACUUGAGCAAAUUUGUUCAAAGGCAUGCCAAAAGAACAGCACUGUUUAGAAAGGAAAGAAAGCAAGCAUUGCAGACCUGCCAUAUGCCUCCAAAGAUUACCUCCAGAAUCGUUGAUUUUUACAUAAAGGGGAACGAAACAAGUAUUUUAACUAUGACCACCAUUUGCUAUCCCUAUUACAAAGGAUAAUUAUAUAAUACAGCAUUAAAAUCUUUCAACAUAAACUUAAAGUCUUUUUUUAUUAUUAUUAUUUGCAGCAUGCCAAACACAAGAGAGUUUUUAGAACUCAAAUGAAAAGGAAUGGACAAGCCAUGCAAAGAAAUCUGUUGAGGGCUCCGUAUGUGACAUCUGAUAUAGUGGACGUUUACCUCAACGGAGAAGAUCUUAAAAUUCUGACAAUUACCUCUGUGUCUUAUUCAAGUAAAAAAAAAACUUUAGCUAGCUGCCUAUCGAUGGACGGAUCAGGACUGGGAAAAGAAGCCAAAUAGGAGUGACUGACAAACCUCAAAAAGUGGAGACCUGAAGAUCUGACCAACUUUCUCCAAACAGCAAAGCUCACAAUACAAUAGAGAGCAUUUUAGCAGCUACUUGCAGACUCCCAUCCUACCUGUCGCAAACCUGGGGCAGGGUCCGUAGUUUUGGUAGGGGGUACGAUUCCCAUCACCAGUCCAACACACCGUCUAUACCCCCACCAAAUCUACGUCGACACUUACCGCGUGCUACCACACUAAAUUGCUUAUUAAUUACCCACUUUAAUCAGCUCGAGCCCCCAAUGAUAGUCAAAAGAAAGAGAAAAGUAUAGGAAUUAAUUCCCUUUACUCCGGUUUUGGCCAAUAAAGCACCAAGCUUCUGGGUAACUAGGACGGUGGCCGACCAAACCUCUUGUCAACCUGCGGGUUGGGCUCUAUCAGCCAACGUCCUUCUGUAACCAGUGUACUGUCUAAAUUUGUAACCCUGUGCGUAAACGAAGGAAUACAUAAAAAAACGUAAAGUUGGGUUAUUUGUGAAAAUCAUUACAGCCCCACAUUAAAACAGCUAUUCAUGGUAUUUAUUACACUGAAAAAUUACCUUUAUCACCACCUUCAGUAUUUUCAUUUUGCUGUAUUGGCACAUGAACGAGUUAAUAAAGUCUUGUUUUAUUAUUAUUUGCAGCAUGCCAAAAAAACAACCGUAUUCAGGACAGAAAUAAAAAAAACUUUGAUGACCUGCCGGCCUCCGAAGGUCACCUCAAGGGUUAUGGAUUUUUAUACAAGAGGAAAUCAAACUAAUAUAUUAACCAUGACAACUAUCCAAUAUCCUGAUUAUAAUGGCUAAUUAUAUAACGCAGCAUUAAAAUCUUUCAACAUAAACUUAAAGUCUUUUUUUAUUAUUAUUAUUUGCAGCAUGCCAAACACAAGAGAGUUUUUAGAACUCAAAUGAAAAGGAAUGGACAAGCCAUGCACUGUUUAGAAAGGAAAGAAAGCAAGCAUUGCAGACCUGCCAUAUGCCUCCAAAGAUUACCUCCAGAAUCGUUGAUUUUUACAUAAAGGGGAACGAAACAAGUAUUUUAACUAUGACCACCAUUUGCUAUCCCUAUUACAAAGGAUAAUUAUAUAAUACAGCAUUAAAAUCUUUCAACAUAAA